AUGCCUCCUGUCUCGUCCUCAGCCACUCCCUGCUCGCCCGCACACAAGCAUCCCUCCCUCAACACGCUCUCCCAGGCUCUCCCCUUACCCCUCCAAAGCAACACCCAGCUUCUCCAGCCCCAGCCUUUUAUGAGCAGCACUCUUCUCAACAAGCCCUACGACGCCUUUGCCGACGAAGGGGCAGACGAGGAGGUCGUUGUCGAGACCAAGUCAAAGAAGCAGCAGCAGUCCAACCACAUCCACAUCCGCAUCCAGCAGCGCAACGGCCGCAAGACGAUCACGACCCUCCAGGGCGUGCCGACCGAGUAUGACCUCAAGAAGUUGUUGAAGGCUUUCAAGAAGGAGUUCGCCUGCAAUGGCGCCAUCAUCGAAGACGAAGAUCUCGGAAAGGUCAUCCAGCUCCAGGGCGACCAGCGCACCAAGAUCCAGGAGAUGUUGAUCGAGGAGGGGAUCGAGAAGGAGACGAUCAAGAUGCACGGUUUCUAA
Molecule: messenger RNA, 486 nt
Organism: Rhodotorula toruloides NP11
Lineage: Eukaryota; Fungi; Basidiomycota; Microbotryomycetes; Sporidiobolales; Sporidiobolaceae
Product: translation initiation factor eIF-1
Exons: 7
Coding region: 1-486 (161 amino acids)
Biological process (GO): translational initiation
Cellular component (GO): eukaryotic 43S preinitiation complex
Molecular function (GO): ribosomal small subunit binding; translation initiation factor activity; RNA binding
Source: RefSeq, a predicted model, not a curated record